This is a messenger RNA of Astrephomene gubernaculifera, 1777 nucleotides long. NCBI's taxonomy places the organism in Eukaryota, Viridiplantae, Chlorophyta, Chlorophyceae, Chlamydomonadales, Astrephomenaceae. The record is from the annotation of a GenBank genome assembly.
CGCUCGACAACGUGCUCUACUGCAGCGGCUUACGUCGGCUCAGCGUGUGGCCGUGGUUCAAAGCAGUUGCCAGCUUGUUGCUGACCGAGCGUCAAGGUUCCGUUUAUGCGGUUCUAUGCUUCCCUGGGCUUUUGUCGGAAUUCGUUCAGCGGGUCGUCGAUCGUUUGCGUGGGUUCGGGCAUACAGUGCCUGAGGUAGCUACUUACAUGCUGGAGCUUGGGACGUACAUACUUGAGCACGGCUUACUGGAUCGAGUACGCCAGAGGAGUGACAGCGAGUAUGUCGUUGCUACGCUGUGCGCUCGGUAUGCUGUUGCUGCUUGUCACCUUCCUCCUAACGCACUCGCUUCGGUGCGAUGGCAGCUCCAGCUGGGGGAUCCAGACGUGGUGCGGCAACAGGACCUCAUGCGGGCAGAUGCUGUUGCUGUUGCGUUGUACCAGACUAUCGCUCGUCUGCAACAGGAGCAAGCACAACAGCGAGGGCAUCUGCCGAGCGCUGGUGUGCAGCGUACAGUCGCAGGAGGAGGUAGCUCGGGGCAGGCGGGUUUGUGCGGUACGGCUGCGGGGGUCGGCGGAGGCUCCAGGCUAGGGGCCUCGGCUGCGGCUGGCUUGGGCCUCGGUCUUUGGGCGCCGCUGCCUGGUUGGGGCUUGGGCCUAGCGGCUCUGGCGGGGACGGUGGGACUCCCGGUGGGCUUCGGCCUAGCGGCUCCGGUGGGGACGGUGGGACUCCCCGCCGCGGCGCAGCCUGGUUGGGGCUUGGGCCUAGCGGCUCCGGCGGGGACGGUGGGACUCCCCGCCGCGGCGCAGCCUGGUUGGGGCUUGGGCCUAGCGGCUCCGGCGGGGACGGUGGGACUCCCGGCGGGCUUCGGCCUGCUUCGGUGGGAAUUCCCGCAGUGGCGCCAGCAGCGGCAGCAGCAGCAGCGCCGGCGGCAGCAGUGGGAGGGCUGGGAUUGGGGCAUGGGCGUUCCACUGCGCUGCAUGUACAGCAGAACGACCUUUUGGGUGCACCAGCAGCGGCAUCGGCUGCAGCCAGGCAGGCGCGCAGACGUGACAAUGCAGCGUGUAGGCUUCAGCGGAGGCAACUGAUGGCAGCAGCUAGGCAAGCUUGCCAGCGUAAGCGUUCUUGCCAGACUCCGUAUACAAAAGCGCAAGACCAAUUGGCACAGCCACUUCUGUCUCACUCACGGUUCUCUCUGGGGUCCAAUGGCACUGUCACACCGUCCGUACAAGCCCGCGGAUCCUUGGCGCUUUCUGCCCGCCAGCACAACGUGACUACCUAACCACUCCCUCUUUCUACACAAUAAACUACAUAAUCAGACGCUUCCUCCCCGUUUUAAUCAAUCGCUUCCCCCCAUUCUUACACGCCCCGCUAUACCGCAACACCUUACCAUCCGCUAACAGCACCCGGCCAUGUUCUACGGCGUUUACACCGCCGUGGUGGGCAUGGCCCUCCACCUGCUCUUCCUCACUCUAACCAUCGCAUACACCGUCGCGGACUAUGCCUUCUUUAGGUGGCUCCGCGCGCUGGAGCCCAACCUCAACCGCCACCUGGAGGACAAGGUCAAGGACGAUCUGCUCAUUCGCGCAAGCGCUCCCGAGCACCGCCUACGCGCACCGCUCUUCCCCUUGAGCACCGCCAUAGAGCAACAGCGCCUCAUCGCCAACUAUACGCAUAUCGCAACUGCCUUCGCCGCUCUCCGUCACUACGUUCUCCGCGCACCUGCAAACACACCCGCACCCCAACAAUUCGCCAACAACCGCAACGUGGUCAACCCCCG